GUCAGGCUGUCGCGGAGAUGGAGGACGUGCUGGACUUCGGCGAAGAGCUGCGCCGCGGCUCGGCCACCUCCGGGCCCAAGAUGGGUCGCCGAGCUCAGCAGGAGUCAGCUCAAGUGGAGAAUCAUCUCAGUAACAAGAACUCCUCUUCAUUUCUGACUGGAGAGGCUCCCCCUCCCAAGCCACCGCGCAGGAAAGGAGGCUGGGCAGAUGACUCUGUGAAGUUUUCAAAGCCAGGAAGGAGGGCUUCUGAAGAAAUAGAAGAUCACCGGCUCAGACAGCAGAGCUUCGACAGAUCUGAUGACGAAGGAGAUAUCCCUGUUAUUCCGGACCUGGAAGAAGUACAGGAAGAAGACUUCGCCUUGCAGGUGGCAGCCCCUCCCAGCAUCCAGGUCAACCGGGUAAUGACCUACCGUGACCUGGACAAUGACCUCAUGAAGUACUCAGCCUUUCAGACCUUGGUGAGUGUGCCGCUUUUGCACAGAGGGACAGGCUCUGGGUGGUGCCUCCCCUGUGGGUCUCGGGGGCUGCAUGGUGACAGUCCCUUUGCCGGAGGCACCACCCUCGGGUAUUACAGCAUCCCUGGUCCCUGGCCUGUCCCGUGUCUCCCCGGGGCCGGGCUCCCACCUGCCUCCAUGGCUGCCCCCUGGCAUCAGCAUAGACCACAGCCCUGCAGAUGCACCCUCUUGGUGUGUGCCUUCCUGCAAACAAUGUCCAGCCUGCGCUGCCUCUCCGGGCAGGAGGACGUCGGCUGGGACUGGGACCGGCUGUACACCGAGGUGUCCUCGGAGCUCCUCACCGAGUGGGACCUGCUGCAGGCGGAGAAGGAGGAGCCCGUGGGGCAGCCCGCGCGCCCCUGAGCCCCGCGGCCGGCAGACUGCGCCCCCCGUGCAGAGUCCUUUCCGCUUCAGACUUGGGAAAACCGCGGAUAGCCCUCAACUAGAGAAGCUUGUGGGCGGCUUAGAAUUUUUAUAUGGAAUCUUUCGUAAUAAAAAUACUUAUUUUCGAUAGACCAUGUCGGGACAUUCCAGGGUAAUAAACUGCUUUAUUCUGUGGCC
Suricata suricatta (meerkat) is the source of this 1055-nucleotide messenger RNA. RefSeq names its product intraflagellar transport 43 (gene IFT43). The coding region runs from base 18 to 857 and encodes 279 amino acids. Gene Ontology annotation, biological process: intraciliary retrograde transport. Gene Ontology annotation, cellular component: intraciliary transport particle A; cilium. Lineage: Eukaryota; Metazoa; Chordata; Mammalia; Carnivora; Herpestidae. The record is from RefSeq and is a predicted model, not a curated record. The transcript has 8 exons.